UGCCAGAGUGUGGGACAUAUGGAGAGGGGCACAAUCCCUGUGCCUCCCCCUGGAUUGGCUGAUAGUGAUGGUCGCCAUACGGAAUCUACAGAUGAUUGACGAGCCCUUCAGUUGAACCAAGCCCUAGGAUGAUCAUGUUGCCCGUCAGCGGUGGCCACCAUCACCACGUCGUGCCUGUGGCUUGUGCCCUAACCUGCUCCUGGCUCCUGCUACUUUUUCAUGCCGUCUUUGGCCAGAAGCCCGCCAAGCUGCCCCUGGUGGGCCGCAAGCCCUUCAUUGCUGCCUGGAAUGCACCGCUGGACCUGUGCACUGUCAAGUACAAUGUCCACACCAACCUGGAGCAACUCUUCCACAUCAGUGGCAGCCCGCGGGCCAUCCGCACUGGCCAGAAUGUCACCAUUUUCUAUGCCAAUCGGCUGGGCCUCUACCCUUUUUACACGGACCAGGGCGUCCCCAUCAAUGGAGGCCUCCCCCAGAACUGCAGCCUGGAGGCCCACCUCCUCAAGACGUACAAGGACAUCGUCCAUUUUAUCCCCUCUGAGGACUUUGCUGGACUGGCAGUCAUCGACUGGGAGUAUUGGCGACCUCAGUGGAACCGCAACUGGCACAAGAAGGACAUCUACCGAUGCAAGUCCCGGGAGAUGAUCGCACAGGCCUAUGUCAACGUGACUCCAUCACAAAUCGAGGUGCUGGCACGAAAACGCUUUGAGAGGAGUGCCCAGGCAUUCAUGCAGAGGACAGUCCAGCUAGGGACGCGCCUUCGCUUUAAUGGACUUUGGGGCUUCUAUCUCUACCCAGACUGCCACAACUACAACCUGCAUGAGCACAACUACACAGGCUCCUGCCCCCUGCUAGAGAGCCUGCGUAACGACGAGCUGCUCUGGUUGUGGAAUAGCAGCACAGCAUUGUUCCCCUCAGUGGCUAUCAGGAAGAGUCAAACAGAUAGUGUCAGCAACCUCCAUUUCUCCCAGUUCAGGGUGCUGGAGUCUCUGAGGAUAGCUGGGCUUACCUCGCACAACUUUGAGCUGCCCACAUUUGUGUACACACGCCUAGGGUACAGGGAUGAGGCUAUGGCCUUCCUCACCACGACAGACUUGAUCCACACCAUUGGUGAGAGUGCUGCUUUGGGGGCUGCAGGUUUUGUGAUCUGGGGAGACCUCAACCUCACUUCAUCCAAACACAACUGCACAAAGGUAAAGUCCUUCCUCAAACACCGCCUGGGUCAAUACAUCACCAAUGUGACACGGGCCGCAGAGGUCUGCAGUGACUUCCUGUGCCAGAGCAACGGCCGCUGUGUCCGCAGGGACCUCCACGCUCCGUACUACCUCCACCUGAGCCGAGACAGCUACCACAUUCAGCCCUCGGGGGACGGGGACUUUGCGGUCACGGGCAAGCACUCGCUGAGUGAGCUCCAACUACUGGCCAAGAGAUUCCACUGUCACUGCUAUGAGGGACACGCCGGGGAGAAGUGUGAUAGUCUGAACAAGGUGGUGGCAGAAGAGGAGGAAGAGGAGGGGGGAGAGUUGGAGGAGGGGGGAGAGGCGGAGGAUGGGGAGAAGGAGCAGAGGGAAAGUGCCGCUCCACAAACUGGGAACAGCUUUAGCUUGGUGGUGUUGCUCCUUCUAUUGAAUGUCUACUUUGUGUGACUGUGGUAUGAUAAUAGCACUUUAAGUGUCUUGUGUUGUUUGGGGUAGGGGAGACAGAGCUUGAAGUCACUUCCAUGGGAACUGCUAUUACGUAAUGCUGUGCCGUCGUCCUACAGGGUCCUGUAUUAUAGUGGGUAACGCUUUACUUGAAGGGUACCUGCAUAAUCACUACAUGACACAUCCAUAACUCAGACAUACUUCAUUUGUAAAGUCUGAUUAUAUAUAACAAUGGGACCAAUAUAAACUCUGGGUGAUUCUUUUGUCAUUUAAGAAUGCGUUGCCAGCAACAGCAAUUACUUGCUGGAAGUGAGCUAACUUCCUAACCUGUCACCUCACCGCUAACACUAUUGGUACCAUUGUAAACACUGACAAUGAAAAGGUAUCUGGGAGUCUUGCUCCAGUCUUCCCUAAUACUGUGUAGUUUCAUAUAUCAAUAAGCUUGACAUUUGCACAACUCAAAUGAGUUUAUUUUUUAAUGGUAAACCUAUCAUUGAAUGAUCAUUAAUUUCAAUAGAUUAUGUAAUUUGGCUAUUAAAAGGAACAAUAAAGUUGAAAAAUUCCUAGACCCUGCGCAAUUUGAAAAAGCCUUGUGUAUUUUUUAGCGAACAUGUUAGGAACCACAUCACAUUUGGGCCACAAGACCUUCCACAUGUGUAAUAGGUGACAUAUAAAAAUGUUGUGCAACAUUGGUGCUAUGGAGAUUGACAGUUGUUUCUUUCCCACACCUUUCUGCAAACAUUGGUGUUCAAUGUUCAACAUCUCAUCGAUUCACCGUUCAAAAGUAAUCCCAAACCUUACUUAUCACUCUGACAUGAAGCUUGAAGUGCAGAUAGAAAGUGGGUAACCAGCAAUUGAAGAGACAAGGUAUUUAAUCUCAUCACCUUUUGCCUUUCCUCCUUAGUACUUUGUCAAUACUAAUUAGGACACUUAGAAGCUAUUUUUUUUGCAACAUCAAAUUCAGUGUCUUCUACCCAGGUUACUCUUGAAAUGUGUGUUGAAAACUGUGUAAAAUGAUUUAUGUACAAUUUUCAUACUAAACUGGAAUGUAAAACCAUUAUAUGUCACAUAUGGACAAUAUUUUAUUUGAAUGGAAAGAAUAGAAAUGUUUAAAAUCUUGCAAGUUUUGUUCAUGUUGUUGUUUACCCAAUGCACGAUGGCACUGUACAAUGUACUCCAAAUGUUCUUUUCAAGGGCUAGUCUUAUAACUGAUGGAGCAGCAAUAUAAGGCAAGUUUCUUUGUGGAUGCUUUACUUUUUGUUGAUGUGUAAUGUGUAUGGAUAAGCGGUUCAUAUACAGUUGAAGUCGGAAGUUUACAUACACCUUAGCCAAAUACAUUUAAACUCAGUUUUUCACAAUUCCUGACAUUUAAUUCCAGUAAGAAUCCCCUGUUUAAGGUCAGUUAGGAUCACCACUUUAUUUGAAGAAUGUGAGAUGUCAGAAUAAUAGUAGAGAGAAUGUGUUAUUUCAGCUUUUAUUUCUAUCACAUUCCCAGUGGGUCAGAAGUUUACAGACACUCAAUUAGCAUUUGGUAGCAUUGCAUUUAAAUUGUUGAACUUGGGUCAAACUUUUCGGGUAGCCUUCCACAAGCUUCCCAUAAUAAGUUGGGUGAAUUUUGGCCCAUUCCUCCUGACAGAGCUGGUGUAACUGAGUCAGAUUUGUAGGCCUCAGUGCUCGCACACAUUUUUUCAGUUCUGUCCAUACAUUUUCUAUAAGAUUGAGGUCAGGGUUUUUUGAUGGCCACUCCAAUACCCUGACUUUGUUGUCCUUAAGUCAUUUUGCCACAACUUUGGAAGUACGCUUGGGGCCAUUGUCCAUUUGAAAGACACAUUUGCAACCAAGCUUUAACUUCCUGACUGAUGUCUUGAGAUGUUGCUUCAAUAUAGCCACAAUUUCCCUCCCUCAUAAUGCCAUCUAUUUUGUGAAGUGCACCAGUCCCUCCUGCAGCAAUGCACCCCAACAACAUGAUGCUGCCACCCCUGUGCUUCACAGUUGGGAUGGUGUUCUUCGGCUUGCAAGCCUCCCCUUUUUUCAUCCAAACAUAACGAUGGUCAAUAUGGCCAAAAAGUUAUAUUUUUGUUUCAUCAGACCGGAGGAUAUUUCUCCAAAAAGUAUGAUCUUUGUCCCAAUGUGCAGUUGCAAAUCGUAGUCUGGCUGUUUUUAUGGCAGUUUUGGAGCAGUGGCUUCUUCCUUGCUGAGCAGCCUUUCAGGUUAUGUAAAUAUAGGACUUGUUUUACUGUGGAUAUAGAUGCUUUUGUACCUGUUACCUCCAGCAUCUUCACAAGGUCCUUUGAUGUUGUUCUGGGUUUGAUUUGCACUUUUCGCACCAAAGUACUUUCAUCACUAGGAGACAGAACACGUCUCCUUCCUGAGCGGUAUGACGGCUGUGUGGUCCCAUGGUGUUUAUACUUGCGUACUAUUGUUUGUACAGAUGAACGUGGCACCUUCAUGCAUUUGGAAAUUGCUCCCAAGGAUGAACCAGACUUGGGGAGGUCUACAAUUGAUUUCUGAGGUCUUGGCUGAUUUAUUUUGAUUUUCCCAUGAUGUCAAGCAAUGAGACACUGAGUUCGAAGGUAGGCCUUGACAUACAUCCACAUGUACACCUCCAAUUGACUCAAAUGGUCAAUUAGACUUUCAGAAGCUUCUAAUUUCAUGACGUUUUCUGGAAUUUUCUAAGCUGUUUAAAGGCACAGUCAACUUAGUGUAUGUAAACUUCUGACCCACUGGAAUUGGGAUACAGUGAGUUAAGUGAAAUAAUCUGUCUGUGAACCAUUGCUGGAAAAAUUACUUGUGUCAUGCAUAAAGUAGAUGUCCUAACCAACUUGCCAAAACUAUAGUUUGUUAACAAGAAAUCUAUGGAGUGGUUGAAAAACUAGUUUUAAUGUCUCCAACCUAAGUGUAUGUAAAUAUCCCGACUUCAACUGUAAGUAGUUCAAACUUCAUUAACAUUUCAUAUAUUUAUCAUUAUGUCUACUUUUUAAUGGAUGAGUGGAUGAUUUAAUCUCAGAAUCACAUCAGUCUUGACUGGAAGGCAAUGGAGCUGGCUCAUACAUUAUAUUGGGGCGGCAGGUAGCCUAGUGGUUAGAGCAUUGAGCCAGUAACCAAAAGGUUGCUGGAUUGAAUCCCUGAGCUGACAAGGUAAAAAAAAAUCUGUCGUUCUGCUCCUGAACAAGGCAUUUAACCCACUGUUCCCCGGUAGGUCUUCAUUGUAAAUAAAAAUCUGUU
This is a messenger RNA of Oncorhynchus masou masou (cherry salmon), 4868 nucleotides long. RefSeq names its product hyaluronidase-4-like. NCBI's taxonomy places the organism in Eukaryota, Metazoa, Chordata, Actinopteri, Salmoniformes, Salmonidae. Gene Ontology annotation, molecular function: hyalurononglucosaminidase activity. The transcript is spliced from 4 exons. The record is from RefSeq and is a predicted model, not a curated record. Gene Ontology annotation, cellular component: cytoplasmic vesicle. The coding region runs from base 129 to 1646 and encodes 505 amino acids. Gene Ontology annotation, biological process: hyaluronan catabolic process; carbohydrate metabolic process.